Saccharomycopsis crataegensis is the source of this 324-nucleotide messenger RNA. RefSeq lists its product as uncharacterized. The record is from RefSeq and is a predicted model, not a curated record. The coding region runs from base 1 to 324 and encodes 107 amino acids. The transcript is spliced from 2 exons. Lineage: Eukaryota; Fungi; Ascomycota; Saccharomycetes; Ascoideales; Saccharomycopsidaceae.
AUGACAUGUGGAUAUUACACUAACAGUUUUGGCUCGACUACCUACAGGUGCAAUAACUCAAUGGGUACCGGUGGAAUUGUUGGUUUAGUAGUGGGUAUUGCGGCGUUUGUGGUAUUUUUUGCAAUCUUCUUCAUCCUCACAAAAAGAAUGCUUGCUCGCCGCCGUCAAAAGAAGCAUCCACCACCACAACAGGUGUAUCAACAGCCGAUGGCCCAGCAGUCUUAUUAUCCUCCUCCAGGUCAGCCACCUCAAGAUUAUUAUUAUCAGGAGAACAGUGAAAACUAUCAACACAACCCACCGUAUCCACCAGCUUAUCAACGAUGA